This is a messenger RNA of Necator americanus (New World hookworm), 2454 nucleotides long. RefSeq lists its product as uncharacterized. Gene Ontology annotation, cellular component: cytoplasm. The record is from RefSeq and is a predicted model, not a curated record. The coding region runs from base 1 to 2454 and encodes 817 amino acids. The transcript has 20 exons. Gene Ontology annotation, biological process: proteolysis; peptide catabolic process. NCBI's taxonomy places the organism in Eukaryota, Metazoa, Nematoda, Chromadorea, Rhabditida, Ancylostomatidae. Gene Ontology annotation, molecular function: peptide binding; metalloaminopeptidase activity; zinc ion binding.
AUGUCUCCGUAUCUCCUUGCUAUAUUUGUAUCAGAAUUUGAUUUCGACGAAUCCUACACAAAAAGAGGUGUGAGGUUCCGCGUAUGGUCAGCUCCUGAUACCAAAGAAAGGAGAAUGUAUGGAUUAAAGACAGCAAUCGCUCACAUGGAAACUCUUGAAAAAUAUUUUGCCAUUGAGGAUGUCCUCAUGAAACAAGAUUUGGUUGCACUAGAACGUUUUGUGGCAGGUGCGAUGGAAAACUGGGGUUUAAUAACGUUCAGCGAAUUUUCGUUAUUACCUCCAUCUUCUAUUCACACGGAAAACUUACUGCAAGGGAAAAUGAUAGCUCAUGAGCUAACUCAUCAAUGGUUUGGUAAUUUGGUGACCACGAAGUGGUGGAAUGAAAUAUGGCUGAAUGAAGGUUUUGCUAGCUACUUCCAGCAAGCCGUAAUGAAUGAAGAAAGGGAAAUGCGAAUUAGUAAAACCGAUCACGUUACCAGUUUUAAUGCUGCAAUGAAUAAGGAUUCCCUUGCUUCAAGUCGUCCACUUUCUUCUAUUAUAGACAUACCAUUGGAAAUAAUAGAGUCGUUUGACUCAAUAUCUUAUACUAGAGGAGCUAUUAUCAUUGCUAUGAUCCGGAACGUUGUCGGAGAGCAAAACUUCAGGAAAGCAUUGAUUCACUACCUCAAAAAAUUCUCCUUCGAAAACACACGCGGCGAUGAUCUCUGGGAGGCUUUCGACGAAGUUGUCGAAGGAGCUGAGGGUCCCGACGGAGGAAAACUGAGUAUGGUUGAUUUCGGACCUCAGUGGUCAAAACAGAUGGGUUUUCCACUUGUAACUGUCGAGCAUUUUAACUCUACAACGCUGAGGAUAAGGCAGGAAAGAUACAUGAAAGUCCCUCAUGCAACUGAACUACGAAAGUAUAGAAAUCCAAAAUACGGGUACAAAUGGGAUGUUCCUCUAUGGUAUCAGUGGGAUGACAAACAAGUAUACUACAAGUGGUUAAAAAGAGAAGAGCCGUUGUAUUUGGAUCGCAAAGAAGCCCCCAUUGUUAUCAAUGUGGAUAGACGCGGAUAUUUCGUUCAAAACUACGAUUCUGAUGGUUGGAAGCGCAUUAUAAGACAGUUCGAUAAAAACCAUAGGGUUUACAGCCCACACACAAGAUAUACAGUUAUCAGCGACGCCUUCAAUGCUGCUUUAAUUGGUCGGCUAGACUAUAAAACUGUAUUCGCACUGUUGAAAUAUUUAUCUAAAGAAGAGGAUUAUCUGGUGUGGGAAGCGGUAACAGAAGGGUUUGCUUCUAUAAGACAUUUGUUUGGUGAAAACAGCGGAGAAAACGGAAGAAAGUGGGUUGACCUUUACUCCAAAAAGAUAAUGGAAAGAAGGUACAUGGGUGUGUACUCUGAGUAUAUAAGCGGUGAAUUCGAAACACAUCGAAAUGGUAGUAGACCACUGCACCAAGCUCUAGGAUACGGGAAAAAGAAGCAUUACAAGAGUACCUCUGGAAUGUCGAGAUACUCAUCUUCUUCAAGACUAAAAUUUGCGACGUCCGUGAUUGAGUCGUACUGUGAGGCUGGAUCAAAUAACUGUUCAUCGACUUUUCAAUCACUUUUUGAAAAAGAAGUUCUUGAACGGUGCAGCAAAGGCAAAAAAGCUAGCCAAUGUGUCAGGAUUCCGAGGCAUCUUAGAAAGUGCACCUACUGCUAUGGAGUGAAGCGAAUAGGUAGUGCUGCGAUAGAGAAGAUAAAGGCCUUAUACAACAAUGAAGACAAUGUGGAGGAAAAAGAUAAUCUUGCAAAGGGUUUAACAUGCGCGAACGAAAUUCAGGAGUUGAAGACUUUGCUACGACGAACGAUUAACGAGACCGCAAUAGAAGGGAUUGGUUUCGUAUUUGCGGGAGUGGCAUACAAUCCGAUUUCGCAGGUAUUUUUAACCAAUUUCCUGAUCGAGAACUGGGAAGCAAUUUAUGAGAGGUUAGGACAUCAAGAUUAUUAUAUGCAGCUCUCAACAGUAAUUGGAGCAUGCCUCAGUGUCAUGCAUUCGAACGCGGAGAUAAUGCUAGUGAAACACUUUCAAGAAAUCAAUCCCAAUGCACAACAAUUCAGCAUCAUAAAUGAAAAGAUCGAAGAAGCACAACAUAGGAUAGCGUGGCUCAAAAAACACUCAAAAACGCUUACCGAAUUUUUUAAGUCUGAACUUGAGACCCAUCGCAAUGAGAGUCGUUACAAGUCUAGUGGGAUUGAGACGGAAGCUUUCGUAGAAGCCUCGGACAACCAAGGCGUACCUACUCAGUACAUAAAGGUACUUCGAGAGUUGUACAGUAACUUUACGACAGGAAUUUCGCCAUUCUACAAGAAUAUCAUCACUGACGUGAAGAGAGGGGUCCGACAAGGUGAAACAACCCAAAAUAUUCACAGCUACCCUCGAGAACGCAGUGCGAAAGUUGGAAUGAGACGGCAUGGGAGUGAAGAUUGA